Molecule: messenger RNA, 2305 nt
Organism: Penaeus vannamei (Pacific white shrimp)
Lineage: Eukaryota; Metazoa; Arthropoda; Malacostraca; Decapoda; Penaeidae
Source: RefSeq, a predicted model, not a curated record
UAAUCUUCAGUUCAGUGUUCAGUGACGAGUUGGAGAAGGAGGGCGAGUUUCAGGCGGCAGUGCCGUUGGAAAGCGAAAACGGCAAAGCAUAUGGUGCAGUGAGAGCAAACUUAGUGUUUGACGAAAGAUUAACGGUAGACUGGGGUGGAGUGACCAAUUUUCAUGGUCUAAAAGCAAAGAGGAAUACCGGCUUUUGUAAACCCGUAAAGGCUCCAUCCGUUGUUUUUUUGAGCAUCGAAGAUGACCACGAAAAAAAAGCUAAAAGGCACAAAGCAAAAUGUAAAGAACACUAAGCACAUGCCACAAGAACCCCAGUCAGAGCACUCGGAUGACCAGUCUGACCAGAGUAAGGAAUCCGACAUAGACAGCAGUUCGGAUGGAAGUGAUGGAGAGGAAGAGCAGUCAAGCGAAGAAAGUGAUGAUGAGGAGGACGAUCAGUCAAGCGAAGGGAGCGAUUCUGAAGAGGACGAUCACUUGAGCGAAGAAACUGAUGAAGAUCAGUCAAGCGAAGGAAGUGAAGAUGAUGAAGAGGAAGAUCAGUCAAGCGAAGGAAGUGAAGAUGAUGAAGAGGAAGAUCAGUCAAGCGAAGGAAGUGAAGAUGAUGAAGAGGAAGAUCAGUCAAGCGAAGGAAGUGAAGAUGAUGAAGAGGAAGAUCAGUCAAGCGAAGGAAGUGAAGAUGAUGAAGAGGAAGAUCAGUCAAGCGAAGGGAGCGAUUCUGAAGAGGACGAGCAGACAACUGAUGAAGAAGAAUCCGAUCCUAACAGAGAGCAAGACAGCGAGUCUGAGGACGAGGAUGGAGAUGGCGAGAGUAGUGAGGACAGCAGCAGUGAGCCGGAACAGCAAGGCCCUAAGGAGCGCCAAUCACAGAGGAGUGGCCAGCGCUCAAGGCAGAAUCCCAAAGAGUCCAGACGGAAGAAUAACCAAACACAGCAGCACAAACGCUCGUCAAGCAAGCACCAGAAGUCUAAAAGAAAAACUCCAUGUCCGGCAAAUCCUGCGAAGUUGGGGAAAAGAUAUGAUAUUCCAAAACAAAAAGGAACACCGCCACAGUCAACUAAAGAAGCGAAGAAGCCACCAACUCCAAAGACGUCUAGAGAUGCUCGAGGAGAAAAAGUUAAAGCCAAACGAGCAGGAAAGCCUGACCGCAAAGAAGAGAGGACAACAAAAAAGCCGAAAUCUGAAGCAGAAUGUGAAAAGGCAGAAUCUCCAGACAGUGACACGAAGAAAGCGAGUCAGAGAGAAAAGAAGGAUCGAGCAAAAACAGUACGAGGGCAUGGCUAUCGAGGAACUGACACCUAUCACAAGCGGCGCUCGCAAGAAAACAGGAGAAAUAAGCUGGAGAAGCAAGAAAGCUUCCGCACAUGUCCCGAUGACCAAGAAAGACACAGCACUCAACAAGACGAUAAGUGGAUUUCCUAUGACAAUAGUGAAGAACAAGGACAAUGCAACACAGCUACCUCAGAAGACAUAGAAAAAUACUAUUUAGCCAAACCUAGCACCCCUUUCAAUUUAAAAAAACAAAGGUUUAACUACAUACUUGACUUUCAGAAAAUGUGUCAAAUAAAUGUAGUCACCAACACGACACGUAAAAUAAGGAGGCGUCCUCUAGUACAUCUGCAGGAAACUCCAGAUCGAUCUUUCUUACCAGAAGAUUGGCAAGAUAUGCAACCCAAGGAACGCAUGCGCCUUGUGGAUUUAGACCCAAAAUCUGAUGAGUAUAAAAAAGUUGUCAACCUCUUGAAAGACGACACUUACAAGGCUAAAGUCCAAAAAAUUCAGCGGAAUCAGAAUCCAUACUUAUGGAAGGCUUUUCAGCUUAGGAAGGAGGAGAUGAUCACCCAGUAUGGAGAUGAAGCCAGCGUGAAAAUGACAGACCUGUUCCAUGGCACUAGUUCUAAUAUCGUAAGCAAUAUCUGUAAAGAGAACUUUGACUUCCGGCUGCAUGGCGAAAGGACAGGGCACAUCUGGGGAAAGGGUUCUUAUUUUGGUAAUGAUAUUACCUAUUGCUACCGUUACUGUAGUCCUGACACAGCAGGACUGAAAUGCUUGUUUGUUACUAAGGUUCUGGUAGGAACCAUAACAGUUGGUGCUAAAGAUUUAAGAAGGCCUCCUUUGAACCAAGCUACAGGUGCUCUCUUUGACACAACUGUGGAUAAUGAGACACAACCAACCAUUUUUGUAAAGUAUGAUAAACAGGAAUACUAUCCAUAUUAUGUUAUAAGGAUGCUAUAGAGUACUAGCUCUGUUGGUUUUGUAUUCACUAUAUAUGUUACCUCUUCACUACCAAUAAAAUAUAAUGUUUUCA